This is a messenger RNA of Penicillium expansum, 1266 nucleotides long. Its product is annotated as Major facilitator superfamily domain, general substrate transporter. The transcript has 8 exons. Gene Ontology annotation, cellular component: membrane. Gene Ontology annotation, biological process: carbohydrate transport; transmembrane transport. Bases 1 to 1266 code for a protein of 421 amino acids. The record is from RefSeq and is a predicted model, not a curated record. Gene Ontology annotation, molecular function: carbohydrate:proton symporter activity. NCBI's taxonomy places the organism in Eukaryota, Fungi, Ascomycota, Eurotiomycetes, Eurotiales, Aspergillaceae.
AUGUCCACACUAACCAUUCCACAGGCUUUUGGUCUGUAUGGAUAUGAUGCCGGUGUUUUAGGCGGAGUUCAGGAAACACGUCCUUUCCGCGAGGCUCUCGGGACGACACAACAGGGCUUCGGUAUCGGUUUUAUUUCCUGUGCGGUGCCAACGUAUAUGGCUGAAAUGAGUCUCACGGAAAAGGAACGAGGGCCAGAGGUGGCAUUCCAGUGCAUAUUUCUUGUGAGCGGUUGUGCGUUCGCGUAUUGGGUGGACUUUGGUUUCACGCGCCUCGACAAUCAGAUCUCAUGGCGCAUUCCUAUCGGGUUCCAAGCCGUUCUCGGCGCUGUUUCAGGCGUGGGGAUGUUUUUGUUGCCGGACACACCUCGAUGGUAUUACGUCCGUGGUCGGCUAGAGGAAGGGGACGAAAUCCUAUCUCGCCUUCAUGACCGACCGAUUUUGGAUUCUGAUGUCCAAGCAAUGCGAGAAUCCAUCCUAGCAUCUCUUGAGCUUGAGUCUGAGGAAACCAAAACUCUGAAUCCGCUAGAUCUCUUUUGGGAUCGGACUAACUUGCGGGUGGGACGACGCUUGCGAAUCGCUUUCUUGAUCCUGUCUGUGCAGCAGAUGAUGGGGAUCAAUGUGGCUGUCUACUACAGUGUCACCAUAUUUGCGCAGAUUGGUCUUUCCUCUACGCUAUCUCAGCUUCUCGCUGCAGUGAUGAACACUAUCUUCGCAAUAGGUUCUCUCUUCCUUCCUUCAACCAUCGAAAGAUUCGGAAGGAGGAACAUAUUGAUGUACUCUGCUGGAGGUCUAACAAUCUGUCUCAGUAUUUUUGUCGCCAUGAUCGGAUCCCCGGAUCCUACAUUGGCAAAACAAUGGGUUGCAGUCGCAGCCAUCAUUAUAUACAAUCUUAUCUUUGGGUAUGGAUGGAUUGGUGUUUGCUGGUUAUAUGGACCCGAGAUCGCUCCAUUACAAUUCCGCCACAUCGGAGGUGCCGCCAGUGCAUUUGGAGAAUGGCUUUUCUGCUUCAUCACUGUUUUUGCUGGAGGUAUCGGACUUGAGAAAGUUGGAUGGAAGUUGUGGCUUUGGUGCCUCCUUUCAUGCGCAGUGGCUGUGCCGUUCGUCUACUUCUUGUGCCCUGAGACGACUGGGAAAACACUAGAAGAAAUAGAUUUAUUGUUUCAAAAGGAGAGCGAGCCUCACCGGAACAAUACUGAUUCUAUGGAUGCAUCUUUGCAGGAGAAAGAGGAGGUUCAAUGUUAUCAUCAAGAAACUGCCCGCGUGUGA